CGCGCAGAUUAUGUCUAUCUCUUAUCAUUGUAACACAAUAAGUGCACAUUUAUUCGUGAGAGUGGUUCUGUCUGAAUAAUUAAUGGUAUGGCCACCAUAAUUUGUUUGCUCCUUUGCUUGUCAGCAUUUGUACCGUCUUCAAGUUGCCCUGACGGAUGGACGCCAUUCCGAGGUUCAUGCUACUUGUUUGAACAUGGGGGAAAACUGUCUUUUCUUGAGGCCGAGCUAUACUGCAAUCAACACGGUGGACAUCUCGUGCACAUAGAUAAUCAAGCCGAAAGUUUGUUUAUAAAGGAUCAUCUGACAUCCAGUAAAGCUGGGAGGACAUGGAUAGGUCUGACAGAUGACGAUGUAGAGGGCUUGUGGCAGUGGUACGGUACAGACAUAUCGCCUUCGUUUACUGACUGGUUCCCUGGGGAUCCGAAUUCAAAGAAUGGUGAUGAGGACUGUGUUGCUCUCAAGUCUGAACACCAUCAGUGGUACGAUGCCCCAUGUUCGACGCUGAAAACACCCUUGUGUGAGAGGACCGCAUACGUUGAUGUUAUUGGCUGAGCUUUGCAUUGAUUGCUAUACUUUAUGAAAUGGUUAUUAAAAUUACGAUAUUGCACCGCAAAGUAA
This is a messenger RNA of Mercenaria mercenaria, 618 nucleotides long. RefSeq names its product hepatic lectin-like. NCBI's taxonomy places the organism in Eukaryota, Metazoa, Mollusca, Bivalvia, Venerida, Veneridae. Gene Ontology annotation, molecular function: signaling receptor activity. The transcript has 5 exons. The coding region runs from base 88 to 552 and encodes 154 amino acids. The record is from RefSeq and is a predicted model, not a curated record.